AUGUACUACUUUCUUGGUUAUCGCCUCAUCACUCAGCCGAUGAAUGCGCUUCGCAAGCAAACGAUUGCUGAUCACACUUUCCUGUUGGCUCUUGACGGGGACGUCGACUUCAAGCCAGCCGCACUUCAGCUUCUUGUUGACAGGAUGAAGAAGAGCGACAAAGUAGCGGCUGCUUGCGGCAGAAUCCACCCAAAAGGAUCUGGGGAAGAUCGCUGGUUGUGUACAUUACUGUUGCAACAAGGUUAUCGAGUCGAAUACUGUGCAGCAUCCGAUGCGGUGACGUUCGCACCAGAAGGCUUCAAUGAAUUUUUUAACCAGCGCCGUCGCUGGUCCCCUUCUACCAUGGCUAACAUCAUGGAUCUGUUGCAGGAUUGGCGUCACGUUAUACGCGUCAAUGAAAACAUCUCCGGCUUGUACAUCUUCUAUCAACUCAUGCUGUUCGUGUCGGCGAUGCUGACCCCGGGCACCAUCUUCUUGCUGAUUGUCGGCGCCGUAAGCACUGCCUUCCCAUCCAUUUCCCUGAUUGAGUCACUUUUCAUGAACCUUAUUCCUAUCCUUUGUUUUGUGGGAGCCUGCUUCCUGAUUAAAUCCGAAAUGCAACUUAUGUUCGCAGCCGUGAUGUCUUGCAUUUAUACCAUGGUCAUGAUGCUAGUGCUUGUUGGUCUAGCCCUGCAGAUGACUAACGAAGGAGUCUGUUCACCGACCACAAUUUUCUUCAUAUUCAUGGUAUCCAUUUUUCUAGUAGCCGGAAUACUACACCCGCAAGAAUUCUUCAAUCUCCUUCACGGUCCCCUCUAUUUUCUUACUGUGCCCAGCACCAACAUGCUUAUGAUGCUUUAUGCUGUUUGCAACCUGAAUAUUGUCUCUUGGGGUACACGCGAAACAAAGCAAGCAGACGGGAGCGACACCAAAAACGAUAACACCGAAGGCAGUUCUACGCAACAGAAAUCAAAGGCCAGCGGCUGGAUAGACCAAAAAUGGUUUUCGUUCCUUAAUCGCAAGCCAGGGUCCGAAACCAGUGACUACACAUUCUCGUUUGGCAACCUUUUCAAAUGUAUGUGUUGUCCGAAACCAACUGAGAGGACUGACCACGUUAAAAUGGACGCAAUUAUAGAUAAAUUAGAAAGGCUCGAGCGAUCGAUUCAUGCGCUUGACUCUGAAGGGACAGAGUGCGUGAGUAUUGGUGAGGAGGUAUCGACACCAGAUGGGGACCCGUUUUCGAAAAAUUCCAAGCCCGGUCAGAAUGCAAAAUCGACAAAGACAGAGGAAGUCGAAGUGAAUAUAUUCAAGAAGGAAACAGAAAGUGAUUCAACUGGAAAAGUCGAAUUUACAAAUUUGGAAGCUAAGACAAAUGGUCAGUAUAACAGAGAGUGA
This is a messenger RNA of Acanthosepion pharaonis, 1374 nucleotides long. NCBI's taxonomy places the organism in Eukaryota, Metazoa, Mollusca, Cephalopoda, Sepiida, Sepiidae. The record is from the annotation of a GenBank genome assembly.